AUGCCGCUCUCAUUUCUGCUCCCACUCCUCUUCUCGCUGCUAUUCGACGGCGGCGGCGCCUCCGGUUCCUCCACCGGCGCCUCGCUAUCCGACUGGAGCGCCGCUCGGGCGACGUACUACCUCGCAUCCGACCCGCGGGACAACGUCGGCGGGGCCUGCGGCUACGGCGACCUGGUCCGGGGCGGAUACGGGAUGGCCACCGUCGGGCUCAGCGAGUCGCUGUUCGAGCACGGCCAGAUCUGCGGCGCAUGCUUCGAGCUUCGUUGCGUCGACGACCUCCGCUGGUGCAUACAGGGGACUUCGAUUAUCCUCGCGGUGACGAAUUUCUGCCCUCCCAAUUACGGGUUUCCUUCCGACGGCGGGGGACACUGUAACCCUCCCAACAAGCACUUCGUUCUCCCCAUCGAAGCUUUCGACUUUCGAGAAGAUCGCCAUCUGGAAGGUCGGCAACAUGCCUGUUCAGUACCGGAGGCAACAUGCGGCAGAUAUGUUGGAUGUGAAGAGGGCAAUUUUGGUUUAAUAAAAAAGAAUGAGGAUAGAAGUGUCAUUUGGCCUCUUGGUUUUUCAGCCCAUCACCAAUUCCCUAAUAAUCAUGUGGGAUUUGUAAAGCUGUGGGCCCCACGGAUUUGGAGUGAAAAAAAAUCUAAAUCUGUGGGGCCCACGGAUUUGUUUCAACAUUUUUGGACCAAGCAAACAAAGGAUUGUACUUAA
This is a messenger RNA of Linum tenue, 711 nucleotides long. Lineage: Eukaryota; Viridiplantae; Streptophyta; Magnoliopsida; Malpighiales; Linaceae. The record is from the annotation of a GenBank genome assembly.